AUGCCGCAUGCAUUCCUCCCUCCGAAAUCCGCCGCCUGCCCCGUGCUCACCUCGUCCACCCCAAACAUAGCCGCUCCCCUCCCCUUCCCUCUGCCUCCACAACGCUGCCUCCUCUUCGGGUGGGGUGUAGGCGGCCGGAUCUGCGGCCCGGUGUCCCGAUCUGCCGGGGGAUGGAUAGAUCCAAGCGACCGCGGCAAGGAAGACCAAGGGCGCAUCGGCGGUGAUAGCAUCCGCCGCAGUCAGACACGGCAGCAACUGCAAGGCGGCCGCCACCCACCCCUUCGGUCGCGGCAACGGCAGCACCCAUCCAAUUCCCGACGGGGACUGCUUCCUCCGUGGCUGCAUGUUGACAAAGCAACUCUGCUAGUUAUAUAUGGAGUGUCUGGAAGGUUCUUAGAAAAGCUUAUGCUGAUGAUGACUUAUGAGAAAAUUAUGGAACUCAUAUCAGUUUCAAGGAAGGAACUCCUAUCAGUCUGA
Messenger RNA from Miscanthus lutarioriparius, 477 nucleotides. The record is from the annotation of a GenBank genome assembly. NCBI's taxonomy places the organism in Eukaryota, Viridiplantae, Streptophyta, Magnoliopsida, Poales, Poaceae.